Molecule: messenger RNA, 1737 nt
Organism: Triticum aestivum (bread wheat)
Lineage: Eukaryota; Viridiplantae; Streptophyta; Magnoliopsida; Poales; Poaceae
Product: vegetative cell wall protein gp1
Exons: 16
Coding region: 190-1467 (425 amino acids)
Cellular component (GO): transcription repressor complex
Source: RefSeq, a predicted model, not a curated record
CAUCCCCUCCCCCUCCCCCCUCUACCAAGUGGCGGCGGUAGGCAAGACAUGGGAGGAACAUGGCAGUGAAGGGCGACCAAGGAAUAGCUCCACUUGACGGGUCUGGGAUCAAGUUGCGACCACCGGGUCAAGCAACGAAGAUCUAGCAAAGAGUAAGCGUUGAGAAAACGAGCACCGACGAAUCUCAACAUGGUAAGCAACUUGGUUCUAAUGUCGUCGAGCGGAUCUGGUCGCGGCGAUAACUCCAAUAGUAGCGGUGAUGAGUGGGUACCAAGAAGUCAACGACCACGGCAACAGAAAAGGCGAGCAAAGAAGGAAACACCUAUAGAGGUUACUCCAAUUCCAAUUGUUACUCCACCUGCAGUUCCUGCUUCAUCUCCUCAAGAGCAUGUAAACACAAAGGAAAGAGAAGGUACCAAAGAAGAUUGUACAACUAUGGCGAUCAAUGAUCGCAAAGUUACUCCGGUUCCAAGUGUUACUCCAUAUGUAGCUGUUACUCCAUCUCCUCAACAGCAUGCUAACACAAAGGAAAGAAAAAGUACUAAAGGAGAUGGUACAGCUAUGGUGACUAAUGACUGCAAUGUUACUCUAGUUCCAACUAUUACUUCAUAUGUAUUCGUUACUCCAUAUCCUCAAGAUCAUGCCAACAGAAAGGAAAGAGAAAGUAUUAAAGAAGAUGCUACAACUUUUGUGAUUAACGAUCGCAAUGUUACUCCAACUCCAACUAUUACUCCAUAUCUAGCUGUUACUCCAUCUCCUCUAGAGCAUGCCAACACAAAGGAAAGAGAAAGUAAUAAAGAAGAUGCUACAACUGUGGUGAUCAAUGACCUCAAUGUUAAUGCUGUUCCAGCUGUUACUCCAUCUCUGGCUGUUACUCCAUCUCCAGCUGUUACUCCAUCUCUAGUUGUUACUCCAUCUCCAGCUGUUACCCCAUCUCCAGCUUUUACUCCAUUUCCUCAGGAGCAUGUCACCACAAAGGAAAGAGAAAGUACCAAAGAAAACGCUUCAACUGUGGUGAUCAAUGACCGCAAAGUUAACGUGUUAGACAGUGAGUCAGGAUCCUUGUAUGCUCUUUGUCGAUCUUGGCUACGCAAUGGUGUUCCACAUGAAAUUCAGCCAAGCUUUGUUGGAAACGUUGCACCACUUCUUCCAAGACCUUUGCCUGCUUCAGUUGUAGAUUCUAGGAUGUCAGAAAAGGACCAUGAUGUUGAAAAUCAAGUUUCAGAAGAAGAGCAGAGAUAUGCCCAAGAAAGGAACGCCCUGUGCACCAGAGACGCGAUGGACAGAGCAUUGACCAAUAAUGAUACUAGUGAAUAUACCGCGGCUGACUUGUUGAGGGAGCAUGUAACUCGUGCAAAAAAUAUACGUGCCAAAUUGCGCAAGGAGCGGCAAGUCCGGAUCGAGAGAUACAAGCAGCGCCUUGCACUUCUUUUGCCUCCUCCACCACCCCCACCUAGCGAGCCAUGAUGGACUUCCAUGUUGCCAUUGUGUUGUCAUGUUAAGUAACCGAAUCUGUAGAAGCGGAGACAAUUCCAGAUGUUGUACUGUUACUCUGUUUUAGAAUUCGUUCCAGCCGCCAAAUAAUCAACAUUAAACUUUGCAUCUUUGCUUGGAAUGUUUUUCUUCAGGAGAAUUUAGCAUUUUCUUUUUGGAACAUUUGCUCCAUGUAAAUGUGUGUCGUGAAUCUUUCUAGACCAACAAUUGAACUAUUUCUAGCAUGGUAUAAUUUCUGCUCUU